Cladocopium goreaui is the source of this 1696-nucleotide messenger RNA. NCBI's taxonomy places the organism in Eukaryota, Dinophyceae, Suessiales, Symbiodiniaceae. The record is from the annotation of a GenBank genome assembly.
CAACAUCAAACAUGUUCCAACAAAAAUACGUGGAGGUGCUUGCGCUGUUCUCGCAUUCUUGCAGUGCCCUUGCAGUCAAUCGUUUUCACUGGGAUCAAGGAUGUGUGUAUUGUGUGCAAUUCAGCAUGGAACCUUGCUUUACAAAGCCAAACUUCUCCCAGGGAGCCAAGCUCGAUGCCAAAGCAGAUCUUUCGGAAGCCGCAAAGGCCCGAGGCAUUGACUUCUUCCUGGUUGCCUUCGUCGACCUGCGAGGUGUCUUGAGAACGAAGAUGGUUCCAGCCAGCGCUAUCAAGCAGAUUCAACGUGAUGGAGCAGGAUUUGCCCCAGCGGCAACGUGGUUGGAUUUUGGACCUCACGCUGCAGAUCUUUUGGUCAUUCCGGAUGCUAGCACUUUGCUUCAAGUACCUUUCAGCCCUGAGCUGGCCAUUGUGAUGGGAGAUUGUUUCAUUGAAGGGAAGGAAGUGGCGCAGUCACCACGUGCAGUUCUCAAGGCGCAGGUAGCUGAAGCAAAGAAGCGUGGCUACGUCUUCAAAUCCGGCGUAGAGGCAGAAUUUUUUCUCUUGUCCGACAAGGAUGCAAUUUCUGAUUCCAGGGACACACAGAGCAAGCCCUGCUACGAUGCACAGUCGAUGAUGAGAAGAUAUGCUCUCUUGGCCGACAUCGUGAAGACGUUAAACGCGAGCGGUUUUGGCGUUUACCAAACAGACCAUGAAGACGCCAAUGGCCAGUUUGAGAUCAACUGGCACUACCAGGAUUGUCUCACAACAGCAGAUCAGCAUGUAUUCUUCAAAUGGGCUGUCAAGACCUUGUCUGAGCGCCAUGGCUUCCGCGCCACGUUUAUGCCCAGACCCUUCAGCAAUCUGAGCGGCAACGGAUGUCACAUCCACUGUUCCCUCUGGGCGGGGGACAAGAACGUUUUUGAGGCCUCUGACACCAUCUCUGAUUUAGCGCUACAAUUUCUGGGCGGCGUGCUUGCGAAAGCACCUAGCUAUUGCGCAAUAACGAAUCCAACGGUGAACUCCUUCAAGCGGCUAAACGGUGCCGCAACUGCUUCUGGUUACACCUGGUCUCCGAACCGCGUGUCGUGGAGCGGCAACAAUCGCAGUCACAUGGUACGUGUUCCAGACAACGACCGCUUUGAGCUGCGAUUGGCGGAUGGAGCGGUGAACCCAUACUUGCUCCCAGCCGUGAUGCUCGCUUGCGGUUUCUGGGGCAUCGACACAAAGGCUAACCCGCACAAGUGCCUCUUCCCAGCAGACGUGAACAUGUAUGAAAUUCCAGAUGGCUCGCCGAAGCUCGAAGGUAUCGCAUCCCUGCCAAGGAACCUUUUGGACGCCACACGAGCUUUGGAAAGCGACGAGCACUUGACAGCUUUGCUCGGAGCAGAUUUUUUGAGAGCAUUUGUGAAGCUGCAGAAGCUGGAAUGGACUGAGUUUACCGCUCAUCUCUCAAAUUGGGAGGUCUCACAGCUCUCCGUGCACCGGCUGCAGCUCCUGGGUCGUCAGCGUCUGUGAAGCCGGAGCCGGAAGCGCUCAGGUUGCUCUCAAAAAGUAUUAUGAUUGUCACGCAUUGGAGUAGGUGGUAGAGUGUUUUUGUCAAUGACUGUGCAAGGAGCAGCUUUCGGCUGCUGUUUGACCAAGCAGUCGUUUGCAGGAUUGUGAAUUGCUGCUGCAUUAGCGCCAGCAUGUCGAAGCAA